AUGCGGCUGGCGCUGCUCUGCGCCGCGUGCCUGCUGCCCGGCAGCCCGGCCCUGCCGCUCGGCCCGGGCCCGGCAGGCGAGGGCGACCCGCGCUGGCAGCUGGCUCAGGACUAUCUCAAGAGAUUUUAUGCAUCUGACUCAAAAAUCAAGAAUGCCAAUAGUUUAGAAGUCAGACUCAAGCGGAUGGAAGGAUUCUUUCACCUGCCUAUAACUGGAAUAUUAAGCCCCCGUAUUAUAGAGAUCAUGCAGAAGCCCAGAUGUGGAGUACCAGAUGUUGCAGAAUAUUCAUUAUUCCCAAAUCACCCAAAAUGGACUUCCAAAGUAGUCACCUACAGGAUCAUGUCAUAUACUUCAGACUUACCACAUAUCACAGUGAAUCAAUUAGUGGCUAAGGCCCUCAAAAUAUGGAGCGAAGAGAUCCCACUGACGUUUAAGAGAGUUAGAUGGGGAACUGCUGAUAUCAUGAUUGGCUUCGCAAGAAGAGCUCACGGGGACUCGUAUCCCUUUGAUGGACCAGGAGCCACACUGGCUCACGCCUUUGCACCUGGGCCAGGCCUGGGAGGAGAUGCUCACUUCGAUGAGGAUGAGCUCUGGACUGAUGGCAGCGGGAUAGGAGUUAACUUCCUGUAUGUUGCAACACAUGAGCUUGGCCAUUCCUUAGGUCUGAGUCAUUCGUCUGAUCCUAAUGCUGUGAUGUAUCCAACCUACAGCAAAGAAGAUUCCAAGAACUUCAAACUUUCACAGGAUGAUAUCAACGGAAUUCAGAUGUUAUACGGAAAGAGAAAUUAUUCAAGAAAAAAAUAG
Molecule: messenger RNA, 804 nt
Organism: Rangifer tarandus platyrhynchus (Svalbard reindeer)
Lineage: Eukaryota; Metazoa; Chordata; Mammalia; Artiodactyla; Cervidae
Source: the annotation of a GenBank genome assembly